Molecule: messenger RNA, 630 nt
Organism: Fusarium redolens
Lineage: Eukaryota; Fungi; Ascomycota; Sordariomycetes; Hypocreales; Nectriaceae
Exons: 1
Coding region: 1-630 (209 amino acids)
Source: RefSeq, a predicted model, not a curated record
AUGGCCGGCGUCAUUGAAACAGCCUUCAUCCAACUAAAACCGGGGUACGAUGAGGAUAGGCUACGAAACAUCCUCAAGGAAACCCAGCAAGUACAAGCUCAAUGGAUCAGAGAACACCAACCCAAUCUCCUUGAAGGAAAACCCUAUAACUAUACCACCGACAUUUGGAUCACCGAUGGCGAAGCACCGUACCUAUUUCUCACAGCACCAUGGAAAUCUGUGGAUGGUCACAAUGAAUGGAUCCAAAGUCGAGAGAAUAUCUCUCUAAUGCAGGAGCUCAAAGAAUUCAUCAGUCAAGGCAAAGACGCUGUGGCCUUGUAUCAUCUGGAACCAGCUGGAGAAAAUGAAUUUCGAGGAGAUAUUCUUGCCAGAGGAUCGGUCAAGGUCUGGAAGAUAUCAGUGAAGCCCGAAGAAAAAGCAACUCUCGAAAAAGAUUAUCGUUCCAUCGAGACCCAAUCCGCAACACUUCCAGGUCAAAGAAUGUGGGCAGGAUGGAAGAUAGAAGGUGACGAUUCAAAUAUGGUCAUCCUCGCAUCCCCAGGCUUCGAAGACGUGAUCGAGUCCGGUAUAGCUGUGAGGUUCGAAGCUACCAAAGUCUCCCGCUUCGAACACAAGCCCUUUCUAAAUUAG